Messenger RNA from Penaeus monodon (black tiger shrimp), 464 nucleotides. RefSeq names its product protein CLEC16A homolog. The record is from RefSeq and is a predicted model, not a curated record. Gene Ontology annotation, biological process: endosome to lysosome transport; regulation of autophagosome maturation; endosomal transport. Lineage: Eukaryota; Metazoa; Arthropoda; Malacostraca; Decapoda; Penaeidae. The transcript has 3 exons. Gene Ontology annotation, cellular component: endolysosome membrane; late endosome. The coding region runs from base 78 to 464 and encodes 128 amino acids.
UUAUUUUUACUCAACAGCACACAAAUGACUUCCCUUUGUAUACAGAAGCUAUCAAGUUUUUCAACCACCCUGAAAGUAUGGUGCGAAUUGCUGUGCGCACACUAACUUUAAACGUGUAUCGUGUCAAUGAUCAGUCCAUGCUUCAGUUUAUAAGGGAUAGAACAGCAGCUCCAUACUUCUCCAAUCUUGUCUGGUUCAUAGGAAACCACAUACUAGAGCUAGAAAAUUGUGUCCGCAGUGAUGUCGACCACAACAGUCGAGGGCGUCUAGCUGACCUGGUAGCAGAACACCUAGACCACCUUCACUAUCUCAAUGAUAUCCUAAGACUGGAUAUUACAGCCUUAAAUGUUGUCUUAGCAGAUCAUUUGCUAAAUCGACUACUUGUACCACUGCUAGUAUAUUCUCUUAAUCCAAGACAGGAAAAGGUAACAUAUUUAGCAACUAUUGCCAUUUAUGAGGAAUAA